Molecule: messenger RNA, 444 nt
Organism: Heterobasidion irregulare TC 32-1
Lineage: Eukaryota; Fungi; Basidiomycota; Agaricomycetes; Russulales; Bondarzewiaceae
Exons: 4
Coding region: 1-444 (147 amino acids)
Source: RefSeq, a predicted model, not a curated record
AUGCGGAAGCAGGCGUAUAGGCGGGGAGACAGGCGCGAAGCUAAGCGGCUCAGCUUCAUGAUAAAACAAAAAAAGGAAGAGGCAGAGCGGCUGAACACAACUGCAGCCGAGCGUAUUUUCAAAGGUGAGUCGAAUGCUAAUAACAGGCGAGCGAAUGACGUCGACCUGCAUGGGCUCUAUGUCCAGGAAGCAAUCAAGUUCGCCGAGGCGAGCAUUACAGUAUCGCAGAGUCGCGGCUUUUCGACGCUCAAGCUGAUUGUCGGCAAAGGUCUGCACACCUCGGAUGGUAUUGCAAAGGUAAAACCCGCGAUUGAGAAGAUGCUGGAGCGCCGCGGACUCGUCGUUGCGGAGCAGCGUGGCAACGCCGGUGCGCUGAUCGUUCAACUAGACAGUGGAGCGCGCGUGCUGGAUGACAGCGAUGACUCGGACGUGUGCGAGAUGUGA